Colletotrichum acutatum is the source of this 897-nucleotide messenger RNA. Its product is annotated as brix domain-containing protein. The coding region runs from base 1 to 897 and encodes 298 amino acids. The transcript is spliced from 5 exons. Gene Ontology annotation, molecular function: rRNA primary transcript binding; snoRNA binding. Gene Ontology annotation, biological process: rRNA processing. Gene Ontology annotation, cellular component: nucleolus; Mpp10 complex; small-subunit processome. NCBI's taxonomy places the organism in Eukaryota, Fungi, Ascomycota, Sordariomycetes, Glomerellales, Glomerellaceae. The record is from RefSeq and is a predicted model, not a curated record.
AUGAUCCGGAAACAGGCUCGACAACGGCGCGACUACCUCUAUCGCAAGGCGCUUAUAUUGAAAGAGGCGGAGACGACCGAGAAGCGCGCCCAGCUACGAUCUGCCCUUGCUUCUGGCAAGCCCAUCGACCCCGAAAUCGCAAAGAACAAGGCGCUGCGGAAAGACUACCAAUAUGACGAGUCGCGACCCGAUCGAACAGUCGAUGAGGAGAUGGAUCUCGACGACGAAUACUCCCAGUUGUCGGGAAUAUCAGAGCCACGCCUUUUGGUUACAACUUCAAGAGACCCGUCCUCAAGGCUUUCAGCCUUCUCGAAGGAGAUUAGAUUACUCUUCCCUACAUCCGUUCGGCUCAACCGUGGAAAUUUGAUUCUGCCGGAUAUUGUGCAGUCAAGCAAGUCCAACGGGCUCACGGACAUUGUCCUCCUUCACGAACAUCGCGGUGUACCGACUGCCAUGACCAUUUCUCAUCUCCCACACGGCCCUACGCUAUCAAUGUCGCUCCAUAACGUUGUACUCAGAGCAGAUAUACCCGGAAGUAUCAGAGGAUCUGUCUCAGAAGCUUUCCCACGGUUAAUAUUUGAGGGUUUCAAGAGUCGGCUUGGACAGCGGGUCGUGAAGAUCCUGAAGCAUCUUUUCCCUCCGCUCGAUCCCCCGACCACCAAGGCUAAGGUAGGGUCAAGGGUAGUGACAUUUGUGAAUAACGAAGACUCUAUUGAAGUCAGACAUCACGUUUUUGUCCGGACCUCGUACGAUUCUGUCGAGCUUGCUGAGGUUGGACCUCGGAUGACAAUGCGCCCCUUCGAGAUUCGCGGUGGUACCUUGGAAAACAAGGAUGGCGAUGUUGAGUGGCACCUUACACAGUACACUCGUACUGGUAGAAAGAAGGAGUAUCUGUGA